AUGACCUCCCCGCUAGAUGCCGUUCGGUUUCUUAUUUUCAAGAUUCCUCUUGUCGUCAAGACUGCCUUCCUCCAUGUUCUGGGGUUGAGCCCGACAUCGCCAAAAUGGGAUCUCCGCACGGCACUGACUGUCUCAAUCAUUCGCGAUGUAUUAUGCAACUCGCCUCCGUCCACCAUCACCGAACAGCAACAGAGCACGCUCCAAGAUCCGGGUGUUAAAGGUGGCAUGUGGGUCAGUAGAGUUGCCAUGCCCGCUCCGCCCGACAAUGCACUUCGAGAGGCACUGUUCCAGGCCAUUCGGGCUCUUGGUACUGGCGCUGAUGAGUAUUUUAAACCGUCUCUCGAGCCCGUCACGGCGGAAUGGACUGGAUACCGCGCAAAUGUAGCGGCCAAUGCACCGGAGCCGCCUAUCUCGGAGGCGGAAAAGUACAAGUGCCUGAUGGAGGAGACUUCCAAUGACGCCACUCUCUUAUAUUUUCACGGCGGAUCGUACUAUCUCAUGGACCCGUGUUCCCACAGGGAGGUUGUGGCCAAUUAUGCCAAGCUGACAGGAGCUCGAGUUCUCUCGGUCCGCUACCGGCUUGCUCCCCAGAACCCUUUCCCAUCUGCAUUGCUAGAUGCCCUCGUUGCCUAUCUGUCGCUGCUGUAUCCCCCGGAGGGCACACUCCACGACUCGGUGCCGGCGUCACGUAUUGUUCUUGGGGGGGAUUCUGCUGGGGGAAACCUAACGACGGUUCUCCUGCAGACAAUCCUCCAGCUCCACCGUGUUACACCCUCUGGUGAUGUCCCCACAGUCAUGUUCCAUGGAAAACCUGUUGAGGUGCCUCUGCCGGCCGGAAUUGUUCUCUGCUCCCCCUCCGUCGACCUCACACGCAGCUUGCAGUCGUCCGAGAAACACGCUCAGUACGACUAUCUUCCCUCGCCAUCGUUUUCUCCCACAAGCUCUCCUCCUUGCGACAUCUGGCCGGUCGACCCUCCGCGAGCGGACCUGUUCUGCGAAGGAAGUGCCCUGUGCCACCCUCUUGUCUCGCCACUUGCAGCGCCCUCGUGGGAAGGAUCACCGCCCAUCUUAAUUAUUUGUGGAGAGGAACUGCUAGCGGACGAGUGCAAAUCCUUUGCACAAAAGGCUGCGAGACAAGGGGUUCCGGUUGUCUGGGAGCAGUAUGAGGCCAUGCCUCACUGCUUCUCGCAUGUGCUCCAAGGGACUGUGGCUUCGUCUCGAAGUCUUGUGACCUGGUCGGAGUUCUUCACUAAAGUUAUCCAGAACUCGGGUGAGAUUUCUACAAAGGGAGAAUUUCUUACUGCUAAACGUCUGGAAAUCCAUCCCGUGGAUGUUUGCAAUCUCGCCGUCUUGACGGAAGACGAGGUCUUGGAGGAAAUGGAGAACGCGCGGGACGAAAUUGUGCGCAAAGCUCAUAUUGCAGGAUAG
Molecule: messenger RNA, 1428 nt
Organism: Aspergillus tanneri
Lineage: Eukaryota; Fungi; Ascomycota; Eurotiomycetes; Eurotiales; Aspergillaceae
Product: alpha/beta hydrolase
Exons: 1
Coding region: 1-1428 (475 amino acids)
Molecular function (GO): hydrolase activity
Source: RefSeq, a predicted model, not a curated record